AUGAUCACUGGUACUUCCCAGGCCGAUUGCGCUAUCCUCAUCAUUGCCGCUGGUACUGGUGAGUUCGAGGCUGGUAUCUCCAAGGAUGGCCAGACCCGUGAGCACGCUCUGCUCGCCUACACUCUGGGUGUCAAGCAGCUCAUCGUUGCCAUCAACAAGAUGGACACUGCCAACUGGGACGAGGCUCGUUACUAUAUAUAUUAA
Trichoderma aggressivum f. europaeum is the source of this 204-nucleotide messenger RNA. RefSeq lists its product as uncharacterized. Gene Ontology annotation, molecular function: translation elongation factor activity; GTP binding; GTPase activity. NCBI's taxonomy places the organism in Eukaryota, Fungi, Ascomycota, Sordariomycetes, Hypocreales, Hypocreaceae. Bases 1 to 204 code for a protein of 67 amino acids. The record is from RefSeq and is a predicted model, not a curated record. Gene Ontology annotation, biological process: translation; translational elongation. The transcript has a single exon.